UUUUUCUUCUUCUUCUUCUUCUUCUUCUUCUUCUUCUUCUUCUUCUUCAAAUGUUGCAGAUUGCCGCGAUAAAACGCACGACAUCCCGCGUAUUUUCGUAUCGCGGAACAAAUAGACGUUUUUCAUUGGCCCAGUUCUCGUUAAACAAUACCUCGUAAGCGUUUCAAAUUGGACGGUUGAAAUUGAUGUUUCGUCUUGGCACACCGCCAAAACGUCCUAUUGUAAUGCGAGAGUGUUACUAAACAUAGACAUCGUGUCGUAUGUAUUUCAAAGAAGGGGAAGUUUAUCAUGGUGCCACGGGCUAGUAAAUAAGGGAGAGAUUUCUUUGAUCGAUCGUCGUCGGGAUGUUGGUUCGGUGAGUUGGAGGUGUAAAUUGCGUCGGUUCGUGCCAUCGCGAAGAGUGUUGUUCGUUGUUAUAAUAUAACUCGCUUUCUCUAUUUCUCUUUCUCUCUCUUAUCGUAAAGUCAUCAUCAGUCAUUGUACGAGUGUAAUCGAGCGUGUUCAUAAUUUACUUUGAUAUCUCUUUUUCUCUCUUUGGAAGUCAUUCAUGUGAAAGUGUUUCGAGGUUAGAUAUCGCGCUUCCCUUUUUUUCUUCUUCUCUUCUAAGAAACAGAGGAAACGAUAAGGAAUGAAUCAUUCGGAUUCCAUGGAAGUGUCGUAAAAUAAGGAGUUAUCCAAAAUUUGAUGAUAGCUGCGAACACAAAUCGGGUGAAAAGAGUUAGGAAGGAAGGGUCCUGUGGGCGGAGCAGUCGGCCGAGAAAGGAUCUCUCUCGUUCUGCUUAUUCGACCACGCUUCACGAUUUCUCUCUCGACGAUCCUGACCAGCGCAUAGGGAUAAGGAACGAGCUUUCAAAGGGGCUGAAAUUGAACACGUGCAAGGGUGUUCACUGCGGACGUCAAAGCGCAAUGUUCACUGCUAAUCGUUCUUAGAUACGAUAGAUCGAUCGAGAUGGAUGUGAUCGCGUACAAUCAUCACGAGAUCUCGAGUAUAGUGAACGACAUAGACGGGGGCGACCUCGAGGAGAGUCAGUACGAGGAAGAGAGCGAGGAAAUCGUGCCUUAUUUAGAUAUCGAUCGGAAUCUGCUCACUCUCGAGGAGAUCAAUGCCGACAACGAGAAAAAGUACAAGUUUCCAUUCAGGAGAAGUCUUUUCGACAACGUAGCCCCUUACAUAGCGUUCCAAUCGUUCGACUCAAAGGGCCUCCCGUUGCCCUACGAAAUGAGCAAACACCUAAAAUGGCGAUUGAGUACGAUCACGCCUAUUAUCGUACGUCGUACGCUCGUAAAUUCUGGUUUUCGGUUGAUGAAAAAGUCCCAAGAAUGGUCGGGCACUUGGGGCAAACACAUGAAGUCGGCGUGUUAUAAAAACUUGAAAGAGUUUCAAAAGGUCAAUCAUUUUCCCGGUACGUUUCAAGUUGGUCGGAAGGAUCGUUUGUGGCGUAACGUCAGUAGGAUGAUGGCGAAGUACGGGAAACGAGAGUUCGGUUUCGUUCCUAGAACUUACGUGUUACCUCAGGACUUACGUUGCUUCCAUCAGAUCUGGGAGAAAUCUGGUAGCAAGGAAAAAUGGAUAAUCAAGCCUCCGGCUUCGGCAAGAGGAAGAGGUAUUCGCGUCGUUCAUCGUUGGUCCCAAAUACCAAAGAAACGUCCCGUGGUCGUCCAGCAAUAUUUGUCGAAGCCGAAAUUGAUCGGCGGUGCCAAAUUCGAUUUGCGUCUUUACGUUCUCGUGACGAGUUUCAAUCCCCUAAAGAUUUACCUUUAUCCGGACGGCUUGGUCCGUUUCGCGUCCGUAAAAUACGUCGACGACAUAAACUAUCUCAGCGAUCGUUUCAUGCACUUAACGAAUUACAGUAUAAACAAGAGCAGCGCGACCUACACGAGCAACAAUUGCGCUGACUCGUGUUUCGGGCACAAGUGGACCUUGAGGACGCUUUGGUCUUACCUCGAGAGAGAACACGUGAACGUCUCGAAAUUGUGGUCGAGCAUGAAGGAUAUCGUAGUAAAGACGAUGAUAGCCGGCGAAUCGUCGAUCAAUACUCUCAGCAGACCGAACAUGCAGUCGAGGUACUGUUGUUACGAACUUUUCGGUUUCGAUAUAUUAUUAGACGAACAUUUGAAACCGUGGUUGCUCGAGGUGAACAUAUCUCCGUCCUUGCAAUCGUCAUCGACCCUCGACGACGCGGUCAAGGGUCCCUUGAUAAAGAACGUCUUCAAUAUCGCCGGUUUUCAAUUGCCCUCUACCAUGCCGACCGAGGACGUGGAGAAAAUAUCUCAGAAAUAUCAGGUGGACACGGUGUGCUUGGAUCUACGGCUCCACAGGACGACCUUGAGCUAUCAGGAGAGGCACAAACAAUCUUUGUACGCUAAUCUGCGCGAUCGCGAGGAUUACAUAGACGAGAUCAUCGAGGACCUUACACCGGACGACGUUCGUCAUCUGAUCGCUUACGAGGACGAAUUGACCCAAUUGGAUAGAUUCGAAAAAAUCUUCCCUACGAGCACCAGUCACGAGUACAUGCAAUUCUUCGACGUUCCUAGAUACUACAACAUGCUUCUCGACGCUUGGGAAUUCGCUUACGGAGAUAAUCGAGAAAAGGGGAUCUCGAGAUUGCAAAAACUCUGUCAAGCCAAGUAUCAUCUCGAGCAACAAGUGGUUUAUUAGUUAAUAUAUUUUUUUCAGAACCGUUCUAUUAUCGCGUGUACAAAAUCGAUAGUAAGUGCAAGUUUUUCUUUUUUUUUUUUGUUUUUUUUUCUUCUUUUUCCCGUCUUUUCUUCUCUCUCUUUCCUUUUUUUUUUUUUAUAUAUAUAUAUAAUAAUAAUCACCGUAAAACGUCCCCGUAAAACGAACGUAUGCGUAAUCGUUCUAUCCCCGAUUUCGCAGCUGGCAGCGAAAAUGAUAAUGUGCCUUUUAACUCGAUUACGCUGAUCAUCGAUUAUCUAUCUUGUAUGAAAUUUUUCUGUCUAAUAAAAUGUUUUAUUUA
Messenger RNA from Vespula pensylvanica (western yellowjacket), 2978 nucleotides. Its product is annotated as tubulin polyglutamylase TTLL4-like. Gene Ontology annotation, biological process: microtubule cytoskeleton organization; protein polyglutamylation. Gene Ontology annotation, molecular function: tubulin binding; tubulin-glutamic acid ligase activity. The record is from RefSeq and is a predicted model, not a curated record. Bases 950 to 2659 code for a protein of 569 amino acids. Gene Ontology annotation, cellular component: cilium. NCBI's taxonomy places the organism in Eukaryota, Metazoa, Arthropoda, Insecta, Hymenoptera, Vespidae. The transcript is spliced from 6 exons.